CCGUCUCCCAGUUCUUGCCUUGUAGAUGGAAGCAGUGGCAGUGCCCACUCUUUUCUUCUCCCUUCCUCAUUAGUAUACUAUUAGCCUCAAUUUAAGAGCAGCAAUGACAUAAAAUAAAACAAACAUUGAAGGCCAAAUCCCAUUAUUAUUUUGGCACACAAAGCACGGUUUUAUCAUUGCUUUCUGGCUUCCGACUACUAUAAAUUUUCGGAAGAACCCUCAACAUUCUCAACCCAAUAAAAGAACAUGCACAACAUGAGCACCCUCUUUCUCUUCAUCCUUCUAUCCACACUCAGUGUUGGUUUGGCUGGUCGCGACUUAGGAAAUAAAAACCCGUUCACCCCAAAGGCUUUCGUGGAACGCUAUUGGGACAAACACGUGCGCAACAAUUUGCCAAAGCCGUCGUUCCUUCUCUCAAAGGCGUCACCACUUAGCGCCGCGGAUACGGCCUCGUUUUCGAAGCUCGUCGCCACCAACACCCUCUCCACGCGGCUUCCGGAGUUCUGCUCCGCCGCGCACCUCCUCUGCUUCCCGGAGGUGCAGCCAAGCCUGGCAAAACACACCGAAGACGUCAACUUCAAAAAAUACGACGACGGCCAGAACUUCACCAACUACGGAACGGGUAGACCUGGUGGAGUCGACUCGUUCAAGAACUACUCCAACGGCCUCUUCAGCACGCCGGUGAACGAUUUCCGGCGAUACAGCCGCGGCUCCGCCGGCCACGAAGAUAGCUUCAUCAGCUACGCCAACGACACCAAUGUUGCCGACCAGAGUUUCCACACAUACGGCACCAACGCCGCCGGCGGCUCGGGCGAGUUCAAACAAUACUCCAGCGAAUCAAACGUCCCGAACCUGGAUUUCACCUCCUACUCCGACAGCACCGGCGGGAGAACCCAAUCGUUCUCACGCUACAGCGAAGACGGUAACUCCGGCGGCCAAACUUUCACGAGCUACGGCAAGAACUCGGCCGGAGCUGGCAACGAUUUCAACAGCUACGGAACAAACUCGAACGUUGCAUCGUCGAGUUUCACGAACUACGGCGAACAAGGCGCUGGUCCAAACGACACGUUCACUAACUACGGCGUUAACAUGAACGUCCCCGAAGAGACUUUCAAGAGUUACGCUGAUGGAACCCACGGUGGCACAGAGAGCUUCGCCAAUUACAGAGACCAAGCCAACGUGGGUGACACGUCAUUCCAAUCCUACGCUAAGAACACCGAAGAAGGAACCCAAGUUGAUUUCCUCAACUACGGGAAUUCCGCCAACAUAGGUUCUGAUACAUUCAAAGGCUACACUAAAGGAGCAGAAGGGGAUCACAAGGUGGGUUUUACUGGUUACGGCGUUAACACGACGUUUAAGGAUUACUCGAAAGAGGGUGUUUCUUUCGCUAGUUACACUAACGCCUCCACCUCCUCCGUUUCGAAAACGGUUAGCGAGAGUUUGGUAAAAAGGUGGGUGGAACCGGGUAAGUUCUUCCGCGAGAGGAUGCUCAAGGAAGGGACGGUGAUGCCUAUGCCGGACAUAAGAGAUAAAAUGCCGCAAAGGUCGUUUUUGCCCCGAUCCAUUUUGACCAAAUUGCCCUUCUCGUCUUCAAAAGUUGACGAGUUGAAGCGCGUGUUCAAGGUGUCUGAUAACUCCUCUAUGGACAAGAUGAUUAUGGAUUCAUUGGGCGACUGCGAGAGGGCACCCAGCGUGGGUGAGACCAAGCGAUGCGUGGGCUCCGUCGAGGAUAUGAUUGAUUUUGCAACCUCUAUUUUGGGACAUAACGUGGCGGUUUGGACCACUCAGAAUGUGAAUGGCUCCAAUAACAACGUCAUGUUGGGUCGGGUCAAGGGAAUGAACGGUGGGAAAGUAACCAAAUCCGUCUCCUGCCAUCAGAGCUUGUUUCCUUACUUGCUUUACUACUGCCACUCCGUUCCUAAGGUUCGGGUCUACCAAGCGGAUCUUUUGGACCCGGUUUCUAAGGCCAAGAUUAACCAUGGUGUUGCUAUCUGUCACUUGGACACAACUGCUUGGAGCCCCACUCACGGAGCAUUUAUUGCUCUCGGGUCGAGUCCGGGUCGGAUUGAAGUGUGCCACUGGAUAUUUGAGAAUGACAUGACUUGGACCACUGCUGAUUGAUUGAGGAAUGUAGAGUCGGUUCGCGCCAGUGCCUAAUAAAAAACACGGAAGCGCCCUCCAACCCCAUCAAGUCAAUGUUAUUGUCUUCUUCUUUUCUUUCUUUCUAUUUUCAUAGAAAUAAGUGGUUUUAUCUUUGGAAGAAGGCAUUUUCUUGUACUUAUCACUUAAUUAUCUGCCUCUGUUGUGUAAGUGUGCAUGAGUAGAAGUGAAUGAAUCAAGUGUUUAUUAUAUAUA
Abrus precatorius (Indian licorice) is the source of this 2355-nucleotide messenger RNA. RefSeq names its product polygalacturonase 1 beta-like protein 3. The coding region runs from base 247 to 2121 and encodes 624 amino acids. The record is from RefSeq and is a predicted model, not a curated record. The transcript has 2 exons. NCBI's taxonomy places the organism in Eukaryota, Viridiplantae, Streptophyta, Magnoliopsida, Fabales, Fabaceae.